This is a messenger RNA of Diversispora eburnea, 561 nucleotides long. Lineage: Eukaryota; Fungi; Glomeromycota; Glomeromycetes; Diversisporales; Diversisporaceae. The record is from the annotation of a GenBank genome assembly.
AUGGGCGACAUGGUGCUUUUGUCUGGAAAGUUUUGUUAUGAUACUAUUGAAGGAGAUACUUCUGGAAUUGUGUUAACUGUAAACAAAGCAAUAAAAUAUCCAAAUAGAAAUUCAGGUUCAUGGGCAGUUAUUAAUUAUCCUAAAACAAGACCAUCAGUUUCUAUUACAGCAGUCUGUGAGAGUAUGAUUAUUAAUGGAAUUCCACAAGUCAAAUCUUCUGUCACUGAUAAAUUUGGAGGAAAUGAAAUGAAAUAUGUCAGCAUGAGAACUUCCUUGUAUUGUUGCCUGUCAAGAACAUCAGAUGUUCCACAUUAUUUCUUGGUUGCAUAUGCUCAUAAAUUAUUAAGAAUGGAAGAAAAUUCAAUUACAAGAUUAGUAAUUUGUGCAACUGAAAUAGAUUAUGAAUCAAAUUCAAAUUUUACAUUCACAAAAAGAAAAACUAUUGGAGAUUUGGCAAUUAUGGAAUUAGAAAGUAAUGCUAACAAUAUUAAUGAUCAUUCAUUUGUAAAACAUAUGAGUGAAAUUGAAAAUAUUAAUGAAGAAUUGAUAUUUACUGUAUAA